CAUGUGUCAUAAUGUUUACAGAUUGAAAAAUGUCCGAUGCAGUCUCGCGGCCAGACGACCUUGUUCAGAGAGGUCCCAAAGUGCACGUGUGGUUUUCACACUCAAAAGGCCACAGUCUCUACUGGACAAGCACCAAUGGUUGUGGAGCAACAGUCUGCCGCUACUGGACCAGCACAGGAGGUCAUGGAGCAGAGUCAACCUCAGCCUCGACUCCAGCCCCAGCCACGGCCUACUGCAUCUGUGACAUCUAGGAUAAUACCAAGUUUGUCAAUGUUUACCAAGCCAAGAUUUGGUGGGUCCCACAUUUCUGCCGCAAAGCCAAAUCUAAGUGUGUCUAGGAGACCAUCUCAGGUUGAUGACCAACCCAGCACAGCAGUGUCCAGUGCCCCUACACCAAGCACCACUGUCUCUACACAAGAUCCUGGAGUUCCAGCCUCUGUCCCCAGAACCACUGCAGAUGUGACCAGUCCUGAGUCUUGCGGUAUUGUCUCGACUGCUCCUUCCGGGGCGUCAUUGCAAGCUCCAUCUGCAGUUCGACUGCACCGUUUGUGGUCGGAGACCUUGCCGCCAGAGGACCACAGGUGGAUUGCCAGCAGGCUUUUUAAAAUGGGGCCCAAGGGAAAACCAGAGCUUCGAGACAACCUACAGCUCUGGUAUUACCCACCACAGCCAGCACUUAUUUAUAGCCAGGCUCCAGCUCCAGACAGAUUUUUUUGUCAUGCUCUGUUGCUGUGGAUGCCGUACAAGCUGUGGAAGAUCAAGGCUGUCUGUCCCAAUUCUGCUUGCGGGCAGCAUCAGCUAACAGGAGGCGGUCUGCACAAAAGGGCACGGCAGGUUCUGGACAUCGAUAGGAUGUACAACAUGGUCACAGAAACCCUCAUCUGUACCAAAUGUAAAGCCUCGCAUGUGUCCUGGAGUCAGACUGUCCUGCAACAGCUGGAUCUGGGUCAUCGCUCUGAAUUUCGGGUCAUCCUCACGCGGAAGUAUGCCUGUGAUAUGAGAGUCAUUCGGCUCCUGCGUGAGCGUGGCCUAGGCAACAGUCCCACGCGGGUCAUCAAACAGCUGCGUGAGAACCACAGCGAGGAGUGGCUCCAGCGUAUGGCCCGGUACACCACCCAAUGUGUGGACUUCCUCAAACGACCCGGGGUGUUGCAAAUACCAUUCCAGGAACCCCCAGAGCCUACAGUGGUGCCAAGCUGCAAGUGGCUGCUCACCGUGUACAGCCAAGACAUCCUGACAAGACUGGAUGAAAUCCAUGCAAGGAUAACAUCCACGUAUGGUUCAGUCUUGAAAAUGGAUUCCACUAAAAAGAUCACUAAGAAGCUGGCUGGGACGGCAAGGGGAACGGGACUCUGGCUUACCUCUGUUGGCAAUGAGUUUGGUCAGGUGCUCAUGAGUGUGCUGACAGCACAGGAAGGAGCAGGACUGGACAUGAUGGUCGAUGGUCUGGUGAAAAGGUACCAGCAGGCUAGUGUGGAUCCACCUGCUGUUUUGUAUGUGGACUGUGGCUGCUGCACUGAUGUGGGUGAGACCAAGCUGAAAACCAGAUUCAGAGGUUGGCCUGAUCUCAUGAUUCGCUUGGACAUCUGGCAUUUUAUGCGCAGGAUUGCCGUGGGGUGUACAACUGAUGCCCAUCAGCUGUAUCCCAUCUUCAUGUCACGGCUGUCAGCGUGCAUUUUUGAGUGGGAUGCGGCUGAUGUUUCUAUGCUUCGCAAAGCAAAGAGAGAGCUGUUGAUAUCCCAGGGUUGGCCUGCGCUGACAGAUGAAGAUGUCAACAAGCAUCUUACCAGGGAUGAGCUGGCACUCCAUUGCCGGAGGAGGACCUGUGGAGAGGAGACUACCAUCCUUCUCCUUGAGCGGCUGCUCACAGAGCUCCUGAGCAGCAAGGGCAAAGACUCCCUGGGGGUUCCUCUCCUGGACCGAGAAAGGAUGGAGCACAUCUGGAAUGUCCAGAAGAAGCAUGUUAAAUGCAUUCAAGACCCCCCUGGUGUUAUGCUCUAUACAGAGACAGGGAGUCUAAACAAGGGAGGCGUUCUUCUGAAGACCUACAGAUGUGCCAGAGGCUCCACUUCUCUCGAGUCCUUUCAUUUACACCUAAACCGUUUCAUCCCAGGUAUGUCUUUGUCACACACACUGUGCAUGUGGACCAGUGCAAACAGUCUGAACUUUCAGAUUUAUCUGCUGGAGGGUCUACACCGGUGGAACCAGGACCGGGAGGCUGCUUCCCUGUCAUCGGAGCCAUCAGCUUUGCGCAGCUACACAGGAGAACUUGUUCACUGUGUAAACAGCAAUUAUGAAAAGCUGUUUGGCAGGAAAGUGGUCCCCACGUUUUGUCCCCCUGCAUGUUACACCGGUGAGCUCAUUGGAGUGCAGUAUCUGUUCCAGCAGACUGGUCAGGCACUGCAGGACAUGAAUCCGGACUCUGAGCAGACAGCAGAGCUCAUUGAGGACCUCAGUGUGGAGGAGCGAGAUGAAGAUGAGGGCUUCUGUGACAUCAGCGAGGAUCACACAAUAGCAGAUCCGGAGGCUGUUCUGUCACCGCCCUCUUCCACACUGACACUGGGUUCUUCCACCCUGGUCACCAGCAGUGCCACACCUGUACUGGGCUCCACAUCCCCUCCACUGGUCCCUGACCCCAAACUUGGCCUCACACAGUCUCCUUCAUCACCUGGACCCUCAGGGACUGCCGUCACACCUGUUCCCUCUGAAACAUCUGUUUCAACUCUCCCCUCAGAUCCAGAGGAUGCUGGUCAGGAUGAUGAUGAAGAAGAGACGGUAAAUACCAGUCCUUUGCAUGUCUUUCAAAUUAACUAGAAUAAUUAUG
Messenger RNA from Rhinichthys klamathensis goyatoka, 2824 nucleotides. RefSeq lists its product as uncharacterized. Lineage: Eukaryota; Metazoa; Chordata; Actinopteri; Cypriniformes; Leuciscidae. The record is from RefSeq and is a predicted model, not a curated record. The coding region runs from base 37 to 2814 and encodes 925 amino acids. The transcript is spliced from 9 exons.